AGUGUAAGGCAGCUUCAGUCAGAGGAGUCCAGAAGUAUUCUUUAUCAGAAGCCAUGCAGGGUGCUGUGGUGGUGGUGCUACUGCUACUGAGCUGCGGCACCAUCCAGCAGAUGAUCUUUGUCUUAGAAGAUCCAACAGCAGCAGAGCAGCACUGUCAAGAUUACAGCAGCACUUGCUCAGCUCUGACAGACACACAGGAGGUUGCAGCUAUAGAUGAGGUGACCAUUCAGCCCAGGAUCAGAGUAUCAUCCAGACCAGAAAAUCCCCUCCAAGACACAACUCUACAGGCUGGUCCCACUGAGCUGACACCCAGACUAGAUCCAGUGAGCAGCACUUCCCCUCUGAAGUUACAUCCUCAUCCAAAGGAUGUAGACACCAAAGUUGUAGUAAAAACCCACGCUAACACAGACACUAAGACUGUAGGCUCAACCAAUGGAGAAAAGGGUAAGGAAGUAAAUAAAGCUGGAGAUACCGAACCACGGCCUCCCUAUCUGACUGGAAAUGAGCAGUUUUCUAAUGUGCACCCUAACAUAUUAGGGACAAUGAAGGAACCUUGGAGCACAGGAGGAAGGCAUCAACCGUUCGUUAAAGCAAAGGAGAAGUCCAGAACAAGUGAAGUAUCAGUCUGGGAAAGUAUUGAGAUAGUUAUUUCAAGCCUUAAUGUUCAACCUGAGAACCCCACAGCUCCAGGCGUCUUAUCAAGAGAUGCAGAAACUGCAAGUACAGAAACAUCUUUCUCCGACGGGCCACGGUUUGCUACUAGAUCUACUCUUAUCUCAGGCCCCAUCACAGAAUCAAGGUUUGUCACUUCCAGCGUCUACCCUUCAUCUGAAGGAGUAAGGGAGGCACGACAGGAGGCAUCACCAUUAGUCUUUAUACCUCCAGUUUCAGUGGACCCAUCAGCUAAACUCUCAACUCAGACAGAAGGAAAUGUAACUGAGGACUUUGCUGUACCUCAGAAAGAUCCAGCCCCAAACCUGACUGUUUUAACUCCCACACUACAAAGUAGAGAAGCACUAAGUACUAGGAACAUUGAGGGUGAGACGGGUAAUGUUUCAGCCAGUGAGAUAAAAGAAAAAGAGAAUAUGGAGGACAAGUUGCAAACUGUUUCACCCCAAACAGAAACAUUACCACAACAACGAUUUCCAGGUGGAGAGCAGGGGAGUGGGACAGAGACAGAUGAAGAAGAGAUAGAUUUAGAGGAGGAUAAGGAAGUGCAAAGACAUGCAGAGAUGGAAAAAGAAAGUUAUGAUAAUGACAUUGACAUUUCUAAGGAUUAUAUUCAGACCUCACCUGAUCGGAUCUCCCAGUUCAGCACUGACGACGCCUUCAUCCAAUCAGAGACUGAACCCCCGCAGCAGCCUGUUAAAGCAGCCAAUCAGCAGCCUACAUACACAGUCAGCCAUCACGGGGCAGAAUUGAGACCUGGGAUCAGAGGUCAAAGGAAAAAGAAGAUCUAUAAAAAGCUGAUUUCUUCCUGGCCGGGCAAUCCUGGACCACAAGGUAUGCCGGGUCCCCAGGGCCGACCUGGGCGAGACGGGACCCCAGGAGAGGAUGCUGAUCCGGGCCCUGCAGGCUUACCUGGAGAACAGGGUCCCCAAGGCUACAGAGGAGAGAAGGGUAGCAAAGGGGAGCUGGGUGAGUGGGGUUAUCAUGGGGAGGCUGGACCGCAGGGAAACAGUGGACAAAAAGGAGACAAGGGAAAUAAAGGAGUCAGAGGCGUCGUUGGUGUCCCUGGCUACAUAGGACUUCCUGGAUCCAGGGGUCCUCCUGGUUUUCUAGGAUCAUCAGGACCUCCGGGAGAGAUUGGAGCUCAAGGCUUUGGUGGACCACCAGGCCCACCUGGCAAAAUGGGCCCCAGAGGAGUAAAAGGUGUCUUAGGAGUUAAAGGACCUCCAGGUCAUCAAGGUGAACUGGGUGCCAGAGGCGCAGCUGGACCACAGGGAGAGCCUGGUCCUGAUGGAGAGGUUUGGUUUCCUGGUGUUCGUGGCCCUCAGGGAACUCCAGGACCAGAUGGACCUCCAGGUCCUAAAGGAGACCCUGGUGAUACAGGAGAUGAAGGGGACAUUGGAGAACCUGGACCCCCUGGACUUAAUGGAGCCAAUGGGAAUCCAGGAAAGCCUGGACCCUCAGGUGAUCCUGGGGAAAAAGCCAAGCGAGGUGAGAAGGGUGAUCCAGGGUUUAAGGGAGAACUGGGACCUCCAGGGCCUCCAGGUAAGCAAGGAUUUAAGGGCCGUCGAGGCCCUUCAGGACUUGAGGGACUCGGAGGACCAACUGGGUCACCAGGACUUCCUGGAUCCAGUGGCUUUGAUGGCAUCAUGGGGGAGCAAGGGAAGCAGGGAAAAGAUGGACUGAAGGGAGAUCGGGGGCCAAACGGUAUUCAAGGAGUUCCUGGGCCUCGAGGCGACAAGGGUCGAGAAGGUCGAGCAGGAUUUUCUGGGUUGCCAGGUCCAAUUGGAGAGAUGGGGAAAUCUGGAGAGAGAGGACGUGAAGGAGAACCUGGUAUUAAGGGAACGUCUGGAUUCCUUGGAGUGACUGGACCUAAAGGCCUAAAGGGAUUUCAAGGUCCUUCAGGUAACAGGGGACAGGAUGGACCUCAUGGAGCCCUGGGACGCAUUGGUGCAAAUGGAAAUAAUGGCGACACUGGACCUCCAGGACCAAAAGGAUUGCCUGGGAAGACAGGAGCUCCUGGCCACCAAGGACCCGUAGGGACGAGUGGAGAAGCUGGCAGCAGAGGAUCAAAGGGCACACCAGGAAAGCAAGGACAGAGAGGGGUUAAAGGUAAAGAAGGCCCAGGAGGGCUUCAAGGAAGUGAAGGCUUAAAGGGUAAGAGAGGUGAGGAGGGACCAAGGGGGAAACAAGGCCGCCCAGGUGAGAUGGGCAUGCCUGGACCACAGGGAUACAGAGGAUCUUCUGGUAUCCAUGGUAACAUUGGACCAUGGGGUGAGGUCGGGCCCCGUGGCCUUCCAGGUGACCAGGGGCCACAAGGUCCUGUUGGCCCGCUUGGAGUUACAGGUUACCCAGGUAAAGAUGGACCUCACGGAACAUUUGGAUCCGCUGGUGUCAAAGGAGAUAAGGGAUCCAGAGGAGCUUUGGGGCAGGAGGGAGUUGCUGGUCUCGAUGGUGAGGAGGGUCCAGUUGGACUGAAGGGACCUGAGGGGCCAGCUGGACAAAAAGGCAUAUCUGGUGACAAGGGAAACAUUGGGCCUCCAGGACAGAAAGGGCCAAAGGGAGCUGAAGGCAACAGAGGCAACCAAGGGCCACAGGGAGCAAAGGGGCCACCAGGGAAACAGGGAUACAGGGGUUCACCAGGGGAUCGAGGAAAACAUGGAGUGCCAGGGCUCAAGGGUGAGCCAGGUACCAGAGGUUCAUCAGGCAUGCCUGGACAGUUCGGACCAGGGGGCAACCCUGGGGCAGCCGGGGCCAAAGGCCAGAUAGGGCUCCGGGGGCACACUGGCCCCCCUGGCAGUAUAGGUCCCGCUGGACAAAUUGGACCAUCAACACCAGGUUUGCCAGGCAAGAGAGGUGUUGAGGGAAAAACUGGAAUCCCUGGACCAAAGGGCAGUCACGGUGAAGCGGGCAAGCUCGGUCUUCAAGGCAUCAAAGGAGACAUGGGCAUUAGAGGUCAAACAGGGGCGAAAGGAGAGCCAGGGACAAGAGGCACAAUGGGGACUGUGGGGAAGAUGGGGUUCAUUGGCACUUCAGGUGCUAAAGGUCGACCUGGACCUGCUGGUCCUCCCGGUCUUCUAGGAACUAAAGGAAUCCAGGGGCCAAAAGGAAAAGGAGCCCAGCCUGGAAGGAAAGGAAAAAAAGGAACUCCUGGAAAAACUGGAGCUGAAGGCCCGCUAGGUAGACCAGGACCUGUUGGACGACCUGGAAAACCCGGCCUAAGCGGUUUGGAUGGGUUACUAGGGGUUGAGGGUAAUGAAGGAGAUCCGGGUGAUAUUGGUUUCAGAGGAUCUCCUGGAACACCUGGCAGGCCUGGCAAAAUGGGAAACCCUGGAUCUCCUGGGAUCAGUGGGAACACUGGAGCACCAGGGUUCAAGGGUAAAGCUGGACCAAAAGGAAAAGGCCCACCUGGACCAAUGGGGCCAAAGGGUAUUCCAGGACUGAGAGGAGAGAAGGGCGAGUAUGCAAUUACUGGUCCAAAGGGUCUCCUAGGUGACAUGGGAACACCAGGACCAAUCGGGCCACCUGGGCUAAAGGGGAAUCCUGGUUUGCAGGGCCUGAAAGGCCAAAGAGGUCGUAAGGGAAAGCAGGGGGAUACUGGUCCUCCUGGUCCAAGGGGGCGAAAAGGCUUUCUUGGACUCACCGGUCAGCUUGGAAAGAAGGGAAUGAAAGGUGUCCAAGGCAGGAGAGGACCAAAGGGAGUGAAGGGCAAGCAUGGACCUCCAGGAAAACCAGGUGCACCAGGCAAGCGCAAGCAAACACAAAGGCAGGGAUCAAGGCCUGAGCCAAAACCAGGUCAAGGAAAUGAGCUAAGGCCAAAAACAAGACCCAGUACAAGAUCACAACUGAAAAAUGUGCCAAGAUCAAGACAAACACCCAGCCUCCUGAAACUAAGGGAAGGACAACAAAAAUGGCCCAGGCCAGUGUCCAGGAGAUGGUCUGAAGUAGAUGAGGCUGAGGAAUCCUUCAGCUGGCCGCAGGGAACUAAAGACGAUCCUGCCACCACCUGCUACGAGCUGGGACUCGUACACCCACAUCUGAAUGAUGGUUACUUUUACAUGGACCCCAACCAAGGCUGUCCCUAUGAUGCUGUGAAGGUAUUCUGUAACUUCACAGCAGGAGGAACAACCUGCAUUGACCCUUUACAGUCUCAGAUUAAAUUACGUUGGGAACCAGUAAAGAAGAAAUCAAAAACAUCUGUCCAGUGGUUUAGUCAGCAGCACGGUGAAAACAAGUUUGAGUAUGCUGGUGUGGAUGUUGUCCAGCUGAGGUUUCUGCGGUUACACAGCCACACAUCUUUCCAGAACAUGACUAUCAGGUGUACAGCAAACCACUCCAGUACUGCUGGGACAACCCAUUCAGCCAAUAGGAUUAUUCACUUCCUGGGAGACUCUGGCAAAGAAAUCCUUUCACACCUAACCACAGUGUACAGGAAAGGCUGUGAGGCGGAGGUGGUUGUGAUGGUUCGGGGGAGCACGGAGCUGCAUCGAGGUGAUAUGGAGUUACUUCCUGUCAGAGAUCUGGGUGUAGAGAUGAAGUCGCUAUCUCCCCUUGUCCCAGAAAUCACUGUUGUUUUGGGACCCCUCUGCUUUUUGUGACCUAUGCUGUGUGUGUGUGUGUGUGUGUGUGUGUGUGUGUGUGUGUGUGUGUGUGUGUGAUAUAAUGAACUGUAAAUAUCUCUUUUAUAUAAAAAGCAGGGAUAUAUGGUGUCUAGAUAUUUUGCAUGAACAAUUUCGUUUGGAUUAAUUUGCUCAGUGCUGUACUGUUUUGUGUAUAUUUAUUGAAUUGUCACAAGCUGAAUGAAUUGUUAGAUUGUAUUAUAUGAAGCAGUGAUACAUUGGUAUCUAAUGUUUAUGUAGCAACUAAUUUUAUUUGUUUUAAUGAAAUUGACUCGGAAGUAAGUGUUUAUAUCACAACUCAGUGUAUUUGGUGUCUCAUCAUCCUCACAGGGGGAGGAUGUACAGCACUAUCAAAAUAAAAGUAUGACUUUGAACAUGUGGAAUAAAAUCUAGCCAUGCGCAUCUGUUGUAGUUUUACUGAACCUGCCUGCACCAUACAGUAGAUGCUCAACUUAAAAUAGGUAUUAGUUAGAAUUUAGGUUAUAGCGUAGAUUUUUGCUCUUAGCUCUGUGAUCAUUAAGCUGUAACUAUUUUUUAUUUAUGUGUAGGUUGAGAUCUUACACCAAUCAAGUUCAAGUUUACCACUGAUGACACAGAACAUGCUGCCUCUUAAUAUCCCAUGGCAUGAUAGAAAACACAAUGUAUAACAUUUAUAAGUAUUAUGUUUGCUUCAUUCAUGUGCGUAGAGGAUGAGUUUUGUUACAUACACAAUAGGAAAUGAAAAGCAUCUGUCCAUCUAAGACAGCUACUAGUACUGUCCCAUUUAUUUGAGCCCUACUGUGACUUUCUACUCUUGUUUGUAGAAUUGUUGUGACAGAAAAGGCCUGCAGCCAGGCAACUGAUAUCAGAAUCGUCCAAGUUUGAUAUGCAUGUUGAGACCCCCUACCCCUCCUCCCUCAUACAUUCACUCAAGAUCUUUUUUUGCCCUUUAAUCAUGCACAACACAGUCUGAAAACAAAGUUGUGUUUGUAUGUGCUGGAAAGGUUGUCAUUAUAUUUGGUGCUGUAGUUGUUCAUCAUUUUCAUAAAUGCAUCCCAGGGUCUUUGCAGUUAAUUGUAUUUGCCACACUCAAGUCAUAAGACCAGUUUAAUUUGUGAUUUAGAAACCACCAUGCCUUACUUAGAGGAAACCAUCAAAGAGUAAA
Molecule: messenger RNA, 6432 nt
Organism: Sander lucioperca (pikeperch)
Lineage: Eukaryota; Metazoa; Chordata; Actinopteri; Perciformes; Percidae
Product: collagen alpha-1(I) chain
Exons: 60
Coding region: 54-5267 (1737 amino acids)
Molecular function (GO): extracellular matrix structural constituent
Source: RefSeq, a predicted model, not a curated record